GAUGAAUGGAUUUAAUGGCCGGAAUUGUUCUGGAAAGCUGAAAAUAAAUGUGGUCCAAGUCAAGUACUGGGAGCAGGUAAAACACCAGUAAGAGACCAUGAAUGAAUCUUCUCAAACGCUAGUAGAGAAAUCAUUCACGUUUGAGGACUGUGGAGGCUCUCAGUCCUUAACUGUGUCUAUUCCUGAGGUUCUUGAUCCACAAUAUGGGAUGUAUGUUUGGCCCUGUGCGGUGGUACUGUCACAGUAUGUGUGGAUGGCAAGAAGUGAACUACAACACAAGACCGUUCUUGAGCUCGGUGCUGGAGUGAGUUUGCCUGGUGUGGUGGCUGCCAAGUGUGGAGCUCGUGUGAUUUUGUCAGACAGUGCUGAGCUCCCCCUCUGCCUGAGGAACUGCUGGCGCUCCUGUGACGUCAACCACCUCCCCAACGUACCUGUGAUCGGACUCACCUGGGGACAGGUAUCACCAGAGCUCCUCUUGCUGCCACCUGUGGAUGUUAUCUUGGGAUCAGAUGUAUUCUAUGAACCUGAGGAUUUUGAAGAUGUGCUUGUGACCGUCUCCUUUAUUGUGAGGAGAAACCCUCAUGCUCAGCUCUGGACUACCUACCAGGAGAGAAGUGCGGACUGGUCCAUAGAUGCCUUGUUACAUAAGUGGGAUCUGAAGUGCAUUAAUGUUCCAUUAGAAACAUUUGAUGCAAACAAAAACCAUCUCGCUGGAUCAACGCUUCCAGGGAAUCAUACUGUACAAAUGAUGAUUAUAACAAGACAAGUGUUUUAAUACAUGUGUUUGAAU
Molecule: messenger RNA, 790 nt
Organism: Sinocyclocheilus anshuiensis
Lineage: Eukaryota; Metazoa; Chordata; Actinopteri; Cypriniformes; Cyprinidae
Gene: mettl23
Product: methyltransferase 23, arginine
Exons: 5
Coding region: 98-775 (225 amino acids)
Cellular component (GO): cytoplasm; nucleus
Source: RefSeq, a predicted model, not a curated record